AUGCGGUGGUCGCCGGUCGGGGAGGUGGCAGAGGGGCCGCUCGGAGGGCACGGCGGUCCCCGCCGCCGCGGGCGGGCUAGGGGAGAGCUCGGCGCCGCGGGGGAGCCGUGCCCGCGUCCCCCGGUGUCCUCCCCGUGUCCCCCCGGUGUCCCCCGGCCCGGAGAGGGCUGGGGCCGUGCGCUGGCCGCCCGGCCGCACGUGUGCUCGCCCUGCGGUUUCAUUAGGGAGAAGGAGGAGGAUGAAAGGGGAGGCCGGGAGGAACGCGGAGCUCCCUCUGCAUUCCCCGGCUUUCAAGGGUCCUUAGAGCCCUUGAAUGAAAUUAUUGGGCGAAAUGGGGUCUGGCGGGAGCGGUCGUGGCUCGCCCCCCUCGGGGACCGGACCGAAAGGCGCAGCAGCCCCGUCGGGGCGGGGGAGGCGCGGAGCGGCGCGGGGCACCGCGGAUGGGGCGGCCGGGGCGGGCGCGGCUCCCCCCUCUCCCGCUCCGCGUCCUCUCUCCCCUCCUUCCUUUGUCGUCAAGUGCGUUUUAGCAACAAAGAUCCCAACAAGAGAGUGGAAGUAAACUUAGCCGGGGCUUUGUGCGGCCCGUGUAGUGACAACAAGAGAAACAAAACUACCUAUUUGCAGCGCCCGGCCGCGCUCCCGCCGCGCCGCGCGCCCACCCAGCGCCGCCGGCGCCCGCACAAUGGGCGCGGGUUGACGUUACGCCGGCCCCGGCCCCCGUCGAGGGGCUCGCUGCCCCGCUUUGUGUUCUGCAGGGCUGGCAUUUGGGGGACCCGUGUUCGCACUGGACACCCCCCGUCCUCCGAGGCCGGAGGGAAGGGUUUGGCGUUGUGUGUGCCACGACCGGAACGGAGCAGGGCCCGGGGGACGGUCGGGAGGAGGGCACAGCCUCUCCCCGGGCUGCGCGCUGCGAACUCAGCUUCCCGGCGGCGGCAGGCUGCCGGGCGGCACGGGAGAGGCGCGGCGCGGGACCCGGCCGGGGGCUCCGCUUUCACGGGGACCCCGCGCCCGCGGCGGCCCGGCCUGGACGGGGCGAGCGGCGCACACGCAGGGCCCCGCGCAGCCCAGCGGCCCCUCCGUCCCGAGGGGCACUGGCAAAGGGGGGUGGAGGCCGCGGGGGGGCGGGGGGAGACCGUUCCCGCUCCGCUCCCCCCAUGGCUUCUCCCAGCCCCAAGCCAACACCAACUAAAAAAAAAAAAACAAAACCAAAAAAACCAAAAAAAACCACCACGUAGCAACAAUGCUGUUUACCCACUUCCUCCAAAAGGCGUGUGUGACCUGUUGCUGGAAGGGGAGCUACAAAGGCUUCCCAGUGGCUGCCUGGGCCGCCUCCGGGCCCGCCUCCCCCGCCGAGCCGUCCCGGCGGCUCCGAGCCCCCGCCCCGUUUCAUGCAAAACCAGGGGUAGAGACUUGUCCUCAGUGGCGGAGCCGCCGCGCGCUGAUUGGCCGGGGCGAACGCAUUUAUUCCCUGACAAGCCCCCAUCACAUGGAUGGUUGUCUAUUAACUUGUUCAAAAAAGUAUCAGGAGUUGUCAAGGCAGAGAGAGAGAGUGCGUGUGUUUGCAAAAGGGGGUAAAGUAGUUUGCUGGCUCUUUAAGACCGAGGUGGAGAGAGAGAGAGCGAGCGAGCGGCAGGCAGAGA
Messenger RNA from Aquila chrysaetos chrysaetos, 1640 nucleotides. Its product is annotated as collagen alpha-1(I) chain-like. Lineage: Eukaryota; Metazoa; Chordata; Aves; Accipitriformes; Accipitridae. The record is from RefSeq and is a predicted model, not a curated record. The coding region runs from base 1 to 1575 and encodes 524 amino acids. The transcript has 2 exons.